This is a messenger RNA of Desarmillaria tabescens, 2047 nucleotides long. RefSeq names its product peroxisomal hydratase-dehydrogenase-epimerase. Lineage: Eukaryota; Fungi; Basidiomycota; Agaricomycetes; Agaricales; Physalacriaceae. The record is from RefSeq and is a predicted model, not a curated record. The coding region runs from base 63 to 1859 and encodes 598 amino acids. Gene Ontology annotation, molecular function: oxidoreductase activity. The transcript is spliced from 19 exons.
CUUGGCUUAUACUCCUGCCCCGGAAUAUACGUGAAACCCCUGCAAGUGCAACGACGUCGACCAUGUCUUUAUCAUUCAAAGGUCAUACUGUAAUCAUCACCGGUGCUGGCGGUGGAUUGGGCAAGGCCUACUCCCUCUUUUUUGCCUCCCGCGGUGCCAACGUCGUCGUGAAUGACUUCAAUGCCGCAGCAGCACAGAAAGUAGUCGACGAGAUCGUCAAAGCUGGCGGAAAGGCUGUUGCCAACACAUCAUCCGUCACGGAUGGUGCAGCCGUAAUCAGUACCGCCGUGGAUGCCUUUGGAGGCGUCACUAUUCUCAUCAACAAUGCAGGCAUCUUGAGGGACAAAGCUUUCAAGAAUAUGACGGACAAAGAGUGGGAUCAAAUCAUGGAAGUCCACCUCAAGGGGGCAUUUGCAUGUACCAAAGCUGCUUGGCCUAUCUUCCGGAAACAGAAGUUCGGACGCGUCGUCAACACAGCCAGCGCUGCAGGAAUCUAUGGAAACUUUGGACAAGCUAACUACAGCGCGGCCAAAAUGGGUCUCAUUGGCUUUACGAAAACCUUGGCUCGAGAAGGUGCUAAAUACGGAAUCAAAGCCAUCGCCAUCGCCCCGAUGGCCGCUUCUCCUAUGACGGAAACCAUCAUGCCACCAGAAAUGCUAGCUAAGCUUGGGCCGGAAUUUGUUCCUCCGUUUGUAGCCGCUGUAUGCCAUCCUGAGGGACCCGAUGCUUCAGGGCGAGUGUUUGAGCUUGGCGCCGGUUUCAUUGCCGAGGUUCGAUGGGAAAGAAGUGAUGGCGCGGUGUUCAAGACGGAUUCCAGCUUUACACCCUCCGCUAUCAAAGCAAGAUGGGAUGAGAUUGUGGACUUUUCAAAACCUUACUACCCUACAUCAGUACCCGACGUUGACGCCGAAGGAAAACUUGCCUUGGCAGCAAAGCUUCCUUCAAACCCUCAAUCAAAGCCCGAAGUUCGCUUCGACGGGCAAACCGUGAUCAUCACGGGUGCUGGUGCUGGUUUGGGACGCAUCUAUGCUCUGAUGUAUGGAAAGCUCGGUGCUAAUGUCGUAGUCAACGAUGUCAGCGAGAAGGGGGCGAACUCUGUUGUUGAAGAGGUCAUCAACGCCGGCGGUAAGGCUGUUGCAGCUGUGCAUUCAGCCGAAGAUGGCGAUGCAAUCGUAAAAAUCGCACUGGAGAAGUUCGGCGGUGUUCAUGUUUUAGUGGCUAAUGCUGGUAUUCUUCGGGACAAGUCUUUCCAGGCAAUGACAGAACAAGAAUGGGAUGUUGUUCUUGCAGUUCAUCUUCGGGGUACAUUUAAGUGCGCAAAAGCGGUCUGGCCGAUCUUCCAAAAACAGACAUAUGGCCGUAUUGUAACAACCUGCUCACAGGUUGGUAUAUACGGUAAUUUUGGACAGGCAAAUUACUCCACUGCCAAAGCCGGUAUCAUGUCUUUGACCAAAACGCUGGCCUUUGAAGGUCGUAAAUACAAUAUCCUUGCCAACGUCAUAGCUCCAUCCGCCGGAACGGCCAUGACAGCGACGGUAUGGCCUCAAGAGAUGGUGGAUGCCUUCAAGCCGGAUUUCAUUGCGCCUCUGGUGGGAUAUCUGACCAGUAAAGAUAACGAGGAAACCAGCGGUUCGUUGUUUGAGGUGCUAGGUGGAUGGGCAGCUCAAACGCGCUGGCAACGAUCUGGCGGCUACGGAUUCCCUUCCAACAAGCCCUACACGCCUGAGGAUGUUGUGACUAAGUGGAAAGACAUUACGACAUUCGAUGAGCGAGCUACGUAUCCUACGACUACAGCAGAUGCGAUGCAGAAGGUCGUCGAGAACUUCGACAACAACGGUUCUGCUAAAGCAAAAUUGUAGGAUAGACCGAGCUUCGUGAUAAUCCGUAGGAAGGGAGUUUCCUUCAUUCAAUGUAUACCGUCGACUCGUACAUCAAUGUUUAGUAUAACACAUAUUUAUUGUAUUCAGGUGGUUUUUUAAGGCCUCGUUAACAUUACCAACUUUGCACUUUGAAAACAAUUCUAAUCGGUUAUCGAGUGGCUCGCAAG